Molecule: messenger RNA, 2077 nt
Organism: Eurytemora carolleeae
Lineage: Eukaryota; Metazoa; Arthropoda; Copepoda; Calanoida; Temoridae
Product: zinc finger protein 845
Exons: 2
Coding region: 32-1495 (487 amino acids)
Biological process (GO): regulation of transcription by RNA polymerase II
Cellular component (GO): nucleus
Molecular function (GO): DNA-binding transcription factor activity, RNA polymerase II-specific; RNA polymerase II transcription regulatory region sequence-specific DNA binding
Source: RefSeq, a predicted model, not a curated record
AUUUUAUGUUUUCUUUAAUAUUUCAGAUAAAAUGGCGGAACUUUUGAAAAAGGCCGAGUCACCAAUAAAAGAAGAGAUUGUUCCCACUAAGGAAGAAGUUCUUGUAACCUCUGCUGUGGAAGAUAUGUUAGCUAUUGAUGUUCAAGAAAACAAAAUCAAAUCUGAAAAUAUAGAAAUGAAAGAAGUGUCAAUAACUGAAGAGAAUGAUCCUCUGCUCCCUAAACCUAUCUUCUACUGUGAUGAGUGUGAAUAUGUAUCGUCAAACAGGUCAAACUUGAUGAAACACUUUGUAAGCAAGCAGAACGAAAGUCCUGUUUAUCCAUGUGAUGAGUGUUUAUUUGAAGCGGAGACUUUGAUAAGUUUAAAGUACCACGAGAAGAGAAUUCAUAAGAGAAUUGGAUAUCCGUGUGAGAAGUGUGAAUAUGUUGCCAUCUCAGAUUAUAAACUAAAGCGACACUUGGAGCAGUCGCAUCCAGAGCAUAAAUGUAUUCAUUGUGACUUUAUGGCAGGUACAAGUAUAGAACUGAAGCGCCACAAGAAAAGUGAGCAUACAGAUAUAAAAAAAGAAUUCCCAUGUAGUCAGUGUGAUGUUGUCGCGAGUUGCAGAAGGAAUCUUAAAUAUCACUUCGAUAUCAAACAUAGAGGUAUAAGAUAUCAAUGCAAUCAGUGCGAGUAUGCAGCUACUAGAGUUUUAAGUUUAAGACGACAUAUCGAAAGACAACAUGAAAAUGAAAAAUAUUCUUGUGAUCAAUGUCAAUUUUCCGGAAAUACAAGAAUGAAACUGAGGUUACACAUAAAGUUUCAGCAUAUAGGUUUUAAAUAUUCCUGUGAUCAAUGCCAAUUUGAGACAAAAAGUACAAGAUCUUUAAAAAUACACAAGACGGCUAUACAUCAUGAAGGAGUCAAAUAUCUUUGUGAUAAAUGUGAUUUCGUCGCUACCGUGGCGUCUAAAUUAACUUUACACAUUCGUGUAAAGCAUGAAGAUUUCAAGUAUUCUUGUGAUAAAUGUGAGUUUCUCACAACUACUGAAAAUAGUCUAAAGAUUCAUAAAAAGUUUCUACACGAAGGUGUAAGAUAUAAUUGUACCAAGUGCAAACAUGUUUCAACCACUAUGGACGGUGUUAAGAGUCAUAUGAAAUUAUGCCACGAGGGGGUGAGAUAUCCCUGUAACAAGUGUGAAUAUACUGGAUCAACAACAGAAAAAUUAAAGAGACAUAUUACGUGGAAACACGAAGGAAAGAGAUAUCCCUGUGUUUUAUGUGAUGAUUAUAACGGCACUAGAAUCAGCUCUCUAAAACGACACAUUGAAACUGUUCACAAAAAGGGCAAAUUUCCCUGUUAUUUAUGUGGCGAGGCUACACCCUCAGUUGUACAACUAAGGAAGCACAUUAUAACCAAACAUGAAGGAGAAAGGUUUCCCUGUGUUAAAUGUGAGUUUUCAGCUAAGUCUGUUAGAAGUUUAAAGGAACAUGUAGAGAAUAAUCACCAAACAUAAUUAAAUUAAAUGUCCAAUGUCCUUAAUGCAAUAUUAGAUUCUUUUAUUGCCUUAUUGUAAACAAGUGCCUUUAUUAGAAAUAGAAAUAGGUUUAAAUAUAUGUCUUAAGGAGCGGGGGGAAGGCAGGCGGCAAUAAGCCACAACAUUUUCCCCUUCCAUGCCACAUAUCAUCUUUUUUUGUCUACCGGAAGCCAUGAGCCACAACCGUACGGUAUUCCAUGCCACUGCAUGGGAGUCUUCCUGGAGUUAUUACGUUUGGUAAAUUUAGGAAAUUGCAAUUACGAUUUUUAACAACACUGCCGCAUUACGCUAGAGAUCAAAUUAUUCUAAAGAAGAAGAAAAAAAUGAGAAAAAACACAAUAUUAGCUGUCAUUGCCGAAUGCUGAAAGAUAGUAGCAGCAUAUUUCUCUCGGAGAAGACUGGAGUAAAAAAUGUUCACGCAACUUCCCGCCGGAUCUGAGGCGAAAAAAAAAUAUGCAACCUUCCCUUUUCUCCUGAUUAUACUUAGACCUUUUAACUAUUUAAUGCCAAUACUGUGAGGAAUUAUUCCCCCCCCCCCUAUAAGUUGCAGAAAAUACUGGA